Molecule: messenger RNA, 441 nt
Organism: Colletotrichum costaricense
Lineage: Eukaryota; Fungi; Ascomycota; Sordariomycetes; Glomerellales; Glomerellaceae
Exons: 3
Coding region: 1-441 (146 amino acids)
Source: RefSeq, a predicted model, not a curated record
AUGCAUCCACCACCUGCAGACUGUCUGGAGGCCAUGAUUGGGUCUUUGGAGGCGUUUCUAUGGGGGGUGGGCCCCGUUCGACCUGGAUGUGGGCAGCACACAGAGAACAGUCCUCAGAACAUGUAUUGGGUGAAACAAGCGAGACAAUCACCCGUCCCGAUCCCGUCCGACUAUCCCGUACGGUGUAAGGAUGCUAAGUACGUUAUCCGUAAGUUCUUUGCAGAGUGUGAAUAUAGGCACAAUGCAGCCUUGUCUAUCCGUACCUACCUUCGCGUGUCUUCCCAACAGUCUACUUACGUGAUGACCUUACCUGUCCUCGAACACAAUCUUGUUGGUCCUGAUCCGACAGUGGAGACCGGCUGGUGCUCCAAGCGUGGACUGGCACUCUGGAGUCUGGGGUUCAGAUUCUGGAGUGCCCGUGGAGUUGCACCACAACUUUGA